AUGUUAAACUGUGUGCGGAAGUCUUCUAUUGCGGAACAGGACGAUCCAACAAUCAGAACUCCAGUGGUCCUCAGAAGACAGCUCUCUAAAGAAAAGAAACGAAAUUUCAACAAAAAGCAGGAUGAGAUCCGUAAGCGCUAUGCACACCAGCAUACCCAGUUCCAUGGUUUCAACAUAAUGUGUGGAAGUUUCUGUGAAACAUACAUCCAGGAUAGCGUUAAGGCUUGUGUUAAUAAACCAGCGCCAUCCAUUUUUAUCAUUGCUAAAUUUCUACGUCCCUGGAUCCUACCUUCUAGAGUCUGAAUGUGUGGAAUUCCCUGAUGCAAGGUCUCAGGAUUUUGAGAGCGGAAUGCACCCUUUCAAUGACCUCAUAGUCACUUUCUCCGGACAAGAGGAAGACGAUAAACGUGUCCAGAUGAAGCAUCCAAUGAUUGCUGAUCAGUGUGUUAAGUUACUGGCACAGGGCGGUGUGACCAGGGGUGGCACAACAAGAAACUUCUUGAAGUACUUUUGUAAGGCAGAGGUGCAACAACAUUUGGUGCCCGUCAUCAAAGCCAUGCUAACUAAGAGGGAAAUCACAGAAGCAAAAGGAGGAGUGGAGGAACAGCAGAAUGAAGAAGAGGAAACACAGGAUCCCUUUUCCAAACUGAUUCAAGAUUUAAAGAAGAAUGAAGGAUUUGACAUGUGUGAACACAUUCUGAAAGAAGCAGUGGAUAAGUUCGGGACAAAUCCUUUUUUCCCUCAAGCUCUAGCACGCCUCUACAUUGAAAAAGCUGAAAAUUGAGCUUUAAAUGCUAAAGAGAGGGAUCCCAACAACUCCUUCAUCGCAGAUACUCUUGGGCAAGUUCACAAGGGCAAUUUAAGGACGAAAAUAGCAGACACAAAGUGUCCUGCAUGUAAGAUUUUGGGAAUAGCAGGAAAGGCUAUAAACACUUUCAAAGAAGAGGAGAAGGCUGCCGAAAAAGAAGUGGAACUAGAAUCAUACAGUUUCAAUAACAGGGGAAGCUUUGGCUAG
Messenger RNA from Coregonus sp. 'balchen', 1015 nucleotides. NCBI's taxonomy places the organism in Eukaryota, Metazoa, Chordata, Actinopteri, Salmoniformes, Salmonidae. The record is from the annotation of a GenBank genome assembly.